AUGGAUUCUGUGAAAAAUGAAGAUGGUCCUGCGAUCACUUCUGUGCUGAACCCUGAUGCGUCGGAGUUUACCCCAUCCAUUGAAAAUGCUGAUCUGGAGCUUCAGGGUAUUAUCCAGGGUUGUGUACGGACUGCAAAUAGAAUGCCUUCAGUGUAUGUUACGGCUGCUUCAGAUUACAAUGAAGUAACAUCACAAAUUAUAAAUACUGUAUCGUUGAUGUCAAAUCACAUUUUAGAGUUUCUCGAUGUAGUAAGAGAAAAACCUAAAAGAGAUGAUCCUGAAGGGAACUUUGAUCUACUGAAAGAUUGCAACGACAUCUUGUUAGACCGUUCUCAAAUUGCAAUGGACCAAGAAGCUGGAAUAACAAAGAAAAACAAAACAGAUGAAGAGUUAAUGAAACAAACACCUAUGUCAUUGACAGUUUGCAAACGGGAGGUUGUGACCACUACUAACAUACCGCGACCUCAACUAAAGUUCAAAGAGCCAGUCGAUAACUCAGAGAAUCUUUGGAUGCCUAAAAUUAUUAAGGACAGUAACAAAGAACGUUUGAUAGUUGAGAAUAUAUCUGCAGAGGGUAAAGUGCUUGGUUACAGAAACCCGUAUACAGAAGAUAUUGAGAAAUGUCCGCUGCCUGACAAUUUUCUAGCUGCUGAAGAAACUGUGCAAUGGCCGAGGUCUCUGGCUGAGACACCUCUAAUUUUCAUCGAUAGACUGGAACCAUUAGAAUUGAUGUUGUCCGACAUCAAUCAAGUGACUGAAAUAGCUGUUGAUCUGGAGCAUAAUUAUUUGCGUUCUUAUCUAGGCAUGACGUGUCUCAUUCAGAUAUCUACCAAGCAUAAAGAUUAUAUUAUAGACGCACUGGCAUUGCGUGAACAUUUACACAAACUAAAUGAACCAUUUACGAACUCUAAAAUUCUAAAAAUAUUUCACGGUGCAUCAAAUGAUAUCUUGUGGCUGCAAAGGGAUUUUUCCGUUUUCGUUGUCUGUAUGGUCGAUACAUACUUCGCCUCUAAAGCUCUGCGAUUAGCCAGGAACUCAUACGAAUACAUUCUAAAGAAAUAUUGCGAUAUACAGGCCAUGAAACAUUUAAGACUGUCUGAUUGGCGAAUGAGGCCACUAUCGGACCAGCUGAUAGAAUAUGCUAGGACAGAUACACACUAUCUCCUGUAUAUUUGGCACAUGAUGAAAAAGGACAUACUUAAAACGAAUGGCGAGCAUGGGUUGAUCAUGGUCUUUGAAGAGUCUAAGGCUGUUUGUGCUAAGAUAUAUGCCAAGCCAACGAUUACAGACGAGAGCCAUCUUGCCCUUAUACCCCACGACACUUAUCUGUAUCCACGCCAAAUGGAAGCCUUACGUCGACUGUUUAAAUGGAGGGACGUAAAAGCACGCGCUUUAGAUGAAAACUCGCAGCAUCUUCUGACGGAUCAUAAGUUAUUCUAUCUGGCCAAUUCCCUCCCCAGGGAAAUGCAAGCCAUAUUGGGCCUCUGUCAACCUAUGACUCCCUUCCUUAGUGAAAAUUUAUCGGAAAUACAUCAGAUUAUCCACACAUGUCGUCAAUUGCCCCUAGACGCAGCAACGGUCUAUCAUCCGGAGACUGCCUCACAAAAGAAUUUUAUAAGUGACGGUUUCAGUGGCCGAAACAUUCAGAGAUUCGAACCAGUACCCUGUGCUCCGCCUCAGGCGAUCAACAGACGCUACGUCAGGAGCCAACAAAAUAGAGCUGAUAAAGUUAGUCCAUAUCCGAAAGUUUUCUAUUCACCGAUGAGGAGGUCACAAUGUUAUCAAGAAAUGGCCCGAGUAUUAGAGAAACAAGAAGUCGGUGCGCCAUUUGUUCCUGCGCCAGUUAAGCCGCUGGUUCCACCGCCUGAGCUCAUACCACGAACCCGAAAAUUGGCACAUAGCGGUGAACCACAAUCCUGUAAUGGUACAAUUAAUACGUCUGCACCUUCGACACAAAGGCGCCAAGAUGUUACAAACAUAAGGCCGGGCUUUAAAUCGUUUUGGUUUUAA
Leptosia nina is the source of this 2010-nucleotide messenger RNA. The record is from the annotation of a GenBank genome assembly. NCBI's taxonomy places the organism in Eukaryota, Metazoa, Arthropoda, Insecta, Lepidoptera, Pieridae.